This is a messenger RNA of Raphanus sativus (radish), 1487 nucleotides long. RefSeq names its product transcription factor PIL1-like. The record is from RefSeq and is a predicted model, not a curated record. Gene Ontology annotation, molecular function: protein dimerization activity; DNA-binding transcription factor activity. NCBI's taxonomy places the organism in Eukaryota, Viridiplantae, Streptophyta, Magnoliopsida, Brassicales, Brassicaceae. The transcript is spliced from 6 exons. Gene Ontology annotation, biological process: regulation of DNA-templated transcription. The coding region runs from base 111 to 1355 and encodes 414 amino acids.
UAUAGGCAGCUCUUCAUGAACCACAAGAAAAAAGACCAACGUGUGAAUUCCCAAUCUAUCCCAUUCUACGAUUCAUAAUUCCGGAAACAAACUUUCUUCAGUUUGCUUCAAUGGGAAAAACUCCAUAUGCAUCAUUAUCCCAACCAAACGUAAUUUCUCCAUCAUCGAGCUUCAAACCAAAAUUAAGCGAUCAAGAUUAUAUGGAACUGGUUUGUGAAAAUGGCCAGAUUUUUGCAAAGAGUCGGAGACCUAACAACAACGGUUAUUUUCAGAGUCAACGUACCCAAUCUCUCUUGGAUUUGUAUGAGACCGAGUAUGAUGAGGAUUUCAAGAAAAACAUCAAGAAUCUUGGAGACUCUCAAGUUGUUCCUGGGAGUGAGCCUCAGCACCCACAACAAGAUGAAGAAACGGAUGAACAAACGAAUGAUAACAAUAAUAAAAAGAAGAAGAAGAUUAAGCCAUCCAAGACCGAAUCUGAGAGAAAUAUCUGGAAAAGGAACAAACGUUCUGAGUCAUCAAAAUUAAUGAAUGAUUCUUUGAAAGGUUUAAAGAAUAUUGAAGUUACCACAGCCCCUCCUGAUGAGCAAUCUGUAGCUGUUGGAAGAUCCAGGGAAUUGUAUAUUGCGUCUUCAUCUAGAGGAACUUCGAAAGAUCUAAAUUGUUGUUCUUUAAAAAAGAGAAAGUAUGGUGACAUGGAAGAAGAAGAAUCAACUUAUUUACGUAAUUCGGAUAAUGGAUCAGAUGAUGCGAGGAUACGAGUUACUGCGACAACAAGAAAGACUGUGGCUAAGAGAAAACGAAGCACAGAAGGCCAUAAGUUAUCCGAAAGAAAGCGAAGAAACGAGAUCAGCAAGAAAAUGCGUGCUUUGCAGGAUCUACUACCUAACGUUUACAAGGAUGACAAGGUAUCAUUGCUGGAUGAGGCUAUCAAAUACAUGAGGACCCUUCAACUUCAAGUUCAGAUGAUGAGUAUGGGAAAUGGAAUGAUAUCAUCUACGAGUUCGAUGUUGCCAAUGGGUCAUUACUCUCCCAUGGGUCUAGGAAUGCAUAUGGGCACAGCAACAACAACAACUUCAGUACAACCAUUUCUUCCUAUGAAUGUGCAAGGAACCAGUUGUUUUCCGUGGAUUAACGAUGCAUCAUCGCAGAUGCUAAGAACCUUUCUUAAUCACCCCACAGGACUAAUCCCAAACUCUCCCAUCUUUUCUCCACUGGAAAGUUGCUCUCAGCAAUUCGUUGUGCCUUCUUGUUUUCCUGAUGAGACUCAUUCUACCUCCUUUACUCAAUUUUCAAAGUUUGCAUCGACAUCAAACUUAGAAGAUGCAAUGCAACUCAGAGGAAGCAAUGGUUAUUGAUUAUCGCUCCACCGAUCGUUCCAAAUAUAGCCUACUUUGUGUUGUUGUUUCUGGAUUUAUGGGCUUUCGGUCUUGGACUAAUUGAAACUGAAUCCGACUAUUUUCAAAUGUUCUAUCGCAACUAUUAAGUUA